GGAUUCGCGGUUAUUAAUUAUAUUUGGCUAUGUUUUUGUUAUAUUUAAAGUUCGCGAUCUCGAUAAUAUUCGGCUGCUAGGUUUGUUAUCUUGAAGAUUCAAAAGUUUUUGUUAUUGUUUUUAUUCGAAAAUAAAUAGAGUACGAAAAGGGUUCGUAUUGAAGCGAUUAAAUCAAUCGCCCUUAUUGUUGAAUUCCUUUUUCGUUAUGUCGCGGAUUCGCGGUUAUUAAUUAUAUUUGGCUAUGUUUUUGUUAUAUUUAAAGUUCGCGAUCUCGAUAAUAUUCGGCUGCUAGGUUUGUUAUCUUGAAGAUUCAAAAGUUUUUGUUAUUGUUUUUAUUCGAAAAUAAAUAGAGUACGAAAAGGGUUCGUAUUGAAGCGAUUAAAUCAAUCGCCCUUAUUGUUGAAUUCCUUUUUCGUUAUGGUAGCAGGCUGAUCCUAAAUAAUCGUUCGUUUCGUCCUCCGAAUUCGUUGGUAAAUUCCAAAAAUGCCGGAAACCAGCGAAAAUGCCGAAAAGCUAAAAGCGUUAUCCACCCGAAAGUCCAGACUUCGUUCUUCACUGACUAGAAGUAUGUCAUACGUAAGUGAGAAGCUGGCGACGGCAGAUUUUAACGAAGUUAAAGUGAAAUUGACAAUGGUCGAAGAUAUAUAUAAAAAUUAUCUUGCUUUACUUGACGAAUUCGACAACUUCGAAGUUCCGGAUCUGGACCCUUUCAUAGAAAAAUUCGAAGAUGACUACAUCGCCAUUAAAGGUAAAUUAGAAAGCAGUAUCGAAAAAUUCUCUAAUAGCAGUGCUGUUCCAGGUUUUAAAAGACAGUGUACAACUGAAUCUGGUGGUAGCGGUAGUUGUUGUUCUUCUUCAAAAGCUACGAUUAAGUUACCAAAGUUGGAGUUGAAGAAAUAUGGUGGUAAUCUACUUGAAUUCGAAUCGUUUUGGUCUUCGUUCAACUCAGCUGUACAUAAUACUGAUUUAGAAGCAACUGAUAAAUUUACGUACUUGAGAAAUAACCUGGUAGGCGAAGCUGAAUUAUUGUUGAAAGGUAUGGGUACCACUGCUGCAAACUAUCCAAUCGCAUACGAAAUGGUAAAAAAGAAGUUUGGUAAUAAAAAGAAAUUAAUUGAUUUAUUAUACGAUAAUUUAACGAAAAUUCCAAAAAGUAACAAAUGGACUAAAAAUUUGCGAAAUACUUACGAUAAUAUUGAAUCGAAUUUACAUGCUUUAGAAGGUGUAGGUGAAAAUAUUCAAAACAACACCAUACUGUACUCGAUGAUUAUGAAGAAGUUUCCAUUUGAUAUAAUUAUGAAAGCCGAUUUGGAUGUUGCAAGUAACGAUUUAUCCGAAUUGAGGCAGAAAGUUGGCGAAUUGAUAUGGAAACAAGAGCAAUAUUGUGGUACUACAGAGAGCUUGAUAACUGGUGAUAGAAAACCGAGUAAAAAAUGUAUCUAUUGCGGUGAAACGUCACAUUAUUCCGAUGAAUGCAGCAAAAUAACGACAUUGGAAGACCGAAGAAAGAAAUUGAAUGGUCGUUGCAUCAUUUGUUUGAAUCCUGGUCAUCUCGCUAAAGACUGUACGGUAAACAAACCAUGUGUACAUUGUAAGAAACGUCGUAGUCAUCAUCGUAGUUUAUGUAUUAAAUUAUUUUCAAAAGAAGUUAGUAAUCCUGAACCAACUGAAUCUUUACUAAUGAAAGAUCAAGAAGGUAACCUGUUAGCAGCCACAAUCAACGUUGGUAAUGAAAGUCGUGUUCAGAAAGUUACCUCAAUUCUGGAUAGCGGUUCAAGAAGAUCAUACAUUACUACGAGCUCCUCGAGAAAUUUCAACCAAGGUCGUUAG
This is a messenger RNA of Planococcus citri (citrus mealybug), 1830 nucleotides long. RefSeq lists its product as uncharacterized. The coding region runs from base 484 to 1830 and encodes 448 amino acids. Lineage: Eukaryota; Metazoa; Arthropoda; Insecta; Hemiptera; Pseudococcidae. The transcript has 3 exons. The record is from RefSeq and is a predicted model, not a curated record. Gene Ontology annotation, molecular function: nucleic acid binding; zinc ion binding.